This is a messenger RNA of Xiphophorus maculatus (southern platyfish), 2194 nucleotides long. Its product is annotated as sorting nexin-4-like. Gene Ontology annotation, molecular function: phosphatidylinositol binding. Gene Ontology annotation, biological process: protein transport. The transcript is spliced from 14 exons. NCBI's taxonomy places the organism in Eukaryota, Metazoa, Chordata, Actinopteri, Cyprinodontiformes, Poeciliidae. Bases 202 to 1509 code for a protein of 435 amino acids. The record is from RefSeq and is a predicted model, not a curated record.
UGACGCGCCUUCUCUACUGACUGAGUACAAAACUAAGCCUUGUUUUAAAAAUCCAGGGAAAAUAUAUCCUAGUGCUUUAAUGAAUGAUUUUUUUUUCUGUUUUCUUUGCUAUCAUAAUCCUUAACGAGUCGUAAUAUCUAGUAUUCGCGCGCAACAACACUGCGAGGCGAGCUGACUGGAUCCGUGGUCUGAUGAGGAAGGAUGGCGGAGGACGUGAAGGGAGAGUCGGUGGCUUCUAACGAUGAGUCGGACCGAGCAGCAUCUGACGAGAGCCUAAGUAACACGAUGCUGACAGAAGGCUCCUGUCUUCUGCGGAGGAUGGAGAUCUGUGUUGCUGAAGCUGAGAAAAGGAGCGGUAAGAAUGCAGUCAGCAUGCAGGAGACCUACACUGUGUACCUGGUUGAGACAAGGCCAAUGGAUGCAAUCGCAGAAGGCCGUAAUCCACCGCCUGACUCUCUGUGGAGGCGAUACAGUGAGUUUGAACUGCUGAGGAACUAUCUGAUAGUUACAUAUCCAUACAUCGUGGUUCCUCCUCUGCCUGAGAAGAGGGCAGAGUUUGUAUGGCACAAGCUUUCUGCAGACAACAUGGACCCAGACUUUGUGGAGCGGCGCAGGAUUGGGCUGGAGAACUUCCUGCUCCGUGUAGCCUCUCAUCCAGUUCUCUCCAACAACGAGAUGCUUUACCACUUCCUCACCAAGGAGCAUGGCUGGAAGGAAAUGGUGUAUGAGACGGGUUUCCAGACAAAGGUACAGGCAGAUUCCAGACUCAGAGCUUUGAGCGCCACCUUCAGGGUGAGAAGUCCACAUAAACGCCUAGUGGAGAUGAAACAUUACAGCGACGGGCUUCAGUCUCACACUUCUCAGCUGCUUCGAGCACGAACUAGGGUUGCUGAUAGACUAUAUGCUGUUUACAAAGUCCACGGAAACUAUGGACGAGUCUUCAGUGAGUGGAGUGCCAUAGAGAAAGAGAUGGGAGAUGGACUGCAGAGCGCUGGUCAUCACAUGGAUGCCUAUGCUGCCUCAGUAGACGACAUCUUGGAAGAAGAAGAACAUUAUGCUGACCAGCUGAAAGAAUAUCUGUCCUAUGCUGAAGCUCUGAGGGCAGUGUGCAGAAAACAUGAGCUGAGCCAGUUUGAGCUGGAAAUGGCUUCCCAGGACCUCAUCUCUAAGAAGCAGCAGCGUGAGGAGCUGGCCACCGGGAUAGUGCGCACUUUCUCCUUAAAAGGCAUGACCAACAAGCUUUUUGGGCAAGAAGCACCUGAGCAGAGGGAGGCCAAGCUCAACCUGCUGGAGGAGCUGAUAGCAGAGGGGGAAGAGACUGUGAAGGAGAAAACAGCUGAGUGCGAUGAGCAUGCUGAAAAGGCGUGGGCAGACAUCGUCCGUUUUAAGGAUCAGAAGGACAAAGAUCUGAAAGAGGCGUUCAUCAACUACGCUCUCAUGCAAAUCAGCAUGUGCAAGAAGGGAAUACAAGUGUGGAGUAAUGCCAAAGAAUGCUUUCUUAAGAUGUAGAGUCAAAGCCAUACAAGUUCUACUAAUAUAAGUGAAACCUGUGGGCACAUUUAUGCACAUGAACAUCUUAUCCAAGUACUUUGAAGGGGGUGGGGGAGAAGAUAAAAAUGACCUGGAACCUGAUGUUUAAACUUUUAAUAUUUUCAAAAGUUACAUGCUGGAGAUUGUUUCUAUGCUGUUGGAUCUAUAAGAAUGAGCACACAAGAAUGAGCAAGACUGGGAGGAUGGGCUGGUGAGGCUGAAACUAGAGGAGAAGGUAUGAAAAUAUCUGAAGCUUAAUCCAAAGGUAUAGAGUGGGAGCAAAUCAUUAGCACCUCAAAAGCUCAAAUAUUAGCUGAACCCUGACUCCAAACCCUGGGAGGACUUACAACAGAGCAGGAGGAAGCCCAAACCAUUCCUUCCACCAAACUGACUGGACAAGGAUCAGAUCCCAGACCACAGCAUCUUCACCUGCCUUUAACCGUACAGCCAUGUAGAAUAUUAAAGAGGGUAGAAUAUCAAUUCUGCUGCCUGGAAAUUAAGUCUUCAGUCAGAGGUCUCUGCAGAUUGGUUGCUAGACUGACUGCUACCAGAGAUUCUUUCCACCCACAGCAUCACCAUACAAAAUGAUUCUUUGAAGAUACUUUGAUGAAUUUAGUUUUCAUUUCCCUUUCAGAUAAAUAAAGUAUUUUUGAAUGGAAUUUAA